Molecule: messenger RNA, 1505 nt
Organism: Bursaphelenchus xylophilus (pine wood nematode)
Lineage: Eukaryota; Metazoa; Nematoda; Chromadorea; Rhabditida; Aphelenchoididae
Source: the annotation of a GenBank genome assembly
AUGGCGCAUUGGUUUCAUCGAAACCCAUUGAAAUCUUCAAAAACAGCGAAGUUUGAGUUGAAACAAGUAAUAACUAACUCGGAUUCUUCUAAGAUAUGCUCGUGAGUUUCUAAUCUUCCCUUUAUUGCGUAACUUGUGUAGAGAACUAAGACUUCGACGAGAGCAGUUACUCGAUAUUUUGACAUCAGCCAGUGCUUCUGUUGAUCUUGUGGAAUCCGAAUUCGAGUAUUAUUUGAAGCUGCUUUAUGGAUUUGUGUUUGAUUUGGAAAGUCAAGAGAAGAACAGCAAAUUAAGGUACCUUGGGAAGUUUACUUGGACACAUUCUAUGUUGGGAGGGGAUGGCUAGUAAGUUUAAGAAUUGGCGUUAGUUUUAGUUAUUAUUGUUUUCACGGAAAUGAUAACCGGGUGUAUGACUCAUCGUGUUUUUUAGUCAGUCCUCCGAUUCGUGGUAUGAGGUGUUAAAUAUGGUUUCGAACAUAGCAAUAUGGUAUAUGAAGAGGUCAGCCUUUCUGUCAUCUAGCGACGAAGUUAGUGAUUUUGAUUCUAAAAACAUUCAUACGGCGUUACGGAAAGCUGCCGGCUUAUUCGAAUACGUGUCCCAGAACGCUGAUAAAGUCGGGAUUAUUCCACAAGCGACCGGAAAUGAUCUGGAUGCCCGAGUUUUGACUGCCUACAAGCAACAAUGUUUGGCCGAAGCACAAGAAAUUACAAUUGCCAGGGCCAUUGAAUUAAAACAUUCAUCCAAAUUAAUUUAUUCAUUAGCUAACCAAACUUCCAAAGUUUACGAAGAGUGCUGUAAGUUGGUCUCACCGCAUUUUAUAUUUUUUACUUCGUUUUUAUCACUGAUCGCUAUUUUUUCAGGUUCUUGCCUUGACGGUCUAGAUCCUAAUACUUUCGAAAAGUGGCGGAAAUAUUUCGAGUUGAAAAAAGAAUUCUAUUUAUCUUAUGCUUAUGCCUAUUUGUGUGAACAUUUACUCUCCAACGAUGAAUGUGGAAAGGCGAUCCGAGCUUGUCAGGAGGGUCAGGAUCACUACAAAACAAGUGCUUCUCUAUGUGUCCAAUAUGCCAAAUCGUCUGGCCCCGGGUUUGUGGCCAAACCGGAAGAUCAUUUGUUCUUCCGAAGGAUAGAUCCGAUCCUGGUCAGGCAUAUGGACAAAGCCCGGAGAGAAAAUGAUUUCAUAUACCAUCAGUCGGUACCCAGUGAAUGCCCCAGUUUCGAAGCCGAAGCAGAGUUUGGUCUCGCCAGCAAGAUUGACUUCAAUUAUCCGCCACGGGCUGAGGCAGUUUCAUUAAGAAUUUAUUUCCAUUUAUUCCUCAUCUGCGUUCUAAUGGAUGCUUUUUAGAUCUGGACAAACCUGUCUUACAAGGCUUUUGACAUAACCAAGUCAGACACUCCCGACUUCAAGCCUCCGCAAAAAAUUGGCAAGAUACCUCUGGUAAAAGAAAAGAAAGUUUAUGAAACAGAUCGCGAUCCCUCCAACCUCUCAGGAUGCACCAUUUCCUAA